CGGGAGGCGGAGCUCGGACUCCCAUUUCCUUCCUCCUCCGGCGGUCAGGCUCCCGCUCCUGGGGCGGCGGUUCCCGCUGGCUUUGCAGACCCCUGCGCCCGCCCCGCAGAGCCUCCUGCUCCAGGCCCCGCGCUGUGCCCUGGCUCCGGCGGCGACAUGGGCGGCGCCCGGGACGCGGGCUGGGUGGCGGCGGGCCUUCUCCUUGGGGCCGGCGCCUGCUACUGCAUUUACAGGCUGACGCGGGGCCAGCGGCGAGGCGGCCGCGGGCUCCGGCUGCGCCCCUCGAGGUCCGCAGGUGAGGCCACAGGGUGCCCGGCAGAAGAUUUAACCAAUGGUUCAUGUGAUGAUGUCCUAAAUGCUGAACAACUUCAGAAACUUCUUUACCUGGUUGAGUCAACCGAGGAUCCUGUAAUUAUUGAAAGAGCUUUGGUCACUCUGGGUAACAAUGCAGCCUUUUCAGCUAACCAGGUCAUUAUUCGUGAAUUGGGUGGUAUUCCAAUUGUAGGAAGCAAAAUCAACGAUCCCAACCACAGUAUUAAAGAGAAAGCUUUAAAUGCACUGAAUAACCUGAGUGUGAAUGUUGAAAAUCAAAUCAAGAUAAAGAUAUACAUGAAUCAAGUCUGUGAGGAUGUCUUCUCUGGCCCCCUGAACUCCCCCAUGCAGCUGGCCGGGCUGAGACUGUUAACAAACAUGACAGUUACCAAUGACCACCAGCACAUGCUGAACGGUUACAUUACAGACCUGUUCCAAGUGUUGCUUACAGGAAACGGGAGCACCAAGGUUCAAGUUUUGAAAUUGCUUUUGAAUUUGUCUGAAAAUCCAGCCAUGACAGAAGGACUACUUGGUGCCCAAGUGGAUUCAUCAUUCCUUUCUCUUUAUGAUGGUCACAUGGCAAAGGAAAUUCUUCUUCGAGUUCUUACUCUAUUUCAGAAUAUAGAUAAUUGCCUCAAAAAGGAAGGCCAUUUAGCUGUUCAGCCUACUUUCACUAAAGGUUCACUGUUUUUCCUGUUAUAUGGAGAAGAAUGUGCCCAAAAAAUGAGAGCUUUAGUUAAUCACCAUGAUGCAGACGUGAAGGAAAAGGUAACAAUAAUACCUAAAUUCUGACUGGUUGGUCAUAUUUUUCCAAAAAGUAAAGCAGUCUGGAAGAAAUGCACAGAAACAUUUUUCAUCUUCCUUAAAAGAGAUUCCUUCAGCUGCUGAAUUUAAACAGUAAAUACCAUGUUUCAUCACUUACACAGGUAUAACUUGCCAUGGUCUUCUGGUUUAUUUUGGACCAUUUUAUUGAUACCAAAUGAAUAUAACAGCUUGUUCUGAAACAUUUAUUUCUUUGUUGCUAUUUGCUGAAAUACUUUAUUUCCCUUACAUGAAGUGACAGUGACCUUAUUAUGUGUAAGCUACCCUUCUGUUUGCUAUGAUUUGAGAGCAUUAGUAUAUGUUUCAGAACUGCUAUAGGAAUAAGCUCUUGAGUCCACCUGCCAGCCUAGCCAUACUGCUUUCCAAAGUCUAUUCUAAUCAUUAGAAUCUAUUCUAGUCAAUGAAAAUUGUAAACUUGUAGAAGAAAUGUUCCCUAGUACUUACCCACUCCCAUUCAUUGUGCCAGUAUGUAAAGACGUGUGUAUAAAAUACUGAAAUUAAUCAAAAUGUCCAUCUGUAGGUAGGUGGUUAAAUCAAUUAUGUAGUCUUAACAAAGCAGGUCUGAAUGUACUAAUGUGGAAAGACACCCAUGAAAUAUGGAUGUAUUUUUUAAAUGAAAAAUAUUUAUGCUUAUCUAUGGAUAGAACACUUCUAGAAUGAUAUAGACUCCUGGGAGUGAGACUGGGGAGUGAGGAAAUGACUUUUCUAUGUACACCUUCUACUGUUUGAAUUUUUUACUGUGGCAUAAAUUUUAUAAUAAUUUUUUAAAUAAAAAGGAAAAAAGUUA
This is a messenger RNA of Pteropus alecto (black flying fox), 1921 nucleotides long. RefSeq names its product armadillo repeat containing 10 (gene ARMC10). NCBI's taxonomy places the organism in Eukaryota, Metazoa, Chordata, Mammalia, Chiroptera, Pteropodidae. The transcript is spliced from 6 exons. Gene Ontology annotation, cellular component: mitochondrion. The record is from RefSeq and is a predicted model, not a curated record. The coding region runs from base 157 to 1104 and encodes 315 amino acids. Gene Ontology annotation, biological process: negative regulation of intrinsic apoptotic signaling pathway by p53 class mediator.